GCGGAGCCACCAGUGGGGAGAUGUUGAAGUUCAAAUAUGGAGCGCGGAACGUGCCGGACGCUGGUGCUGCAGAACCCAUUGCCAGCCGGGCCUCCAGGCUGAAUCUUUUCUUCCAGGGGAAACCACCCUUUAUGACUCAACAGCAGAUGUCUCCUCUUUCCCGAGAAGGGAUAUUAGAUGCCCUCUUUGUUCUCUUUGAAGAAUGCAGUCAGCCUGCUCUGAUGAAGAUUAAGCACGUGAGCAACUUUGUCCGGAAGUAUUCUGACACCAUAGCUGUGCUCCAGGAGCUCCAGCCUUCGGCAAAGGACUUUGAGGUCAGAAGUCUUGUAGGCUGUGGUCACUUUGCUGAUGUGCAAGUGGUCAGAGAGCGAGCGACUGGGAAUGUGUAUGCCAUGAAAGUGAUGAAGAAGAAGGCCUUGUUGGCCCAGGAGCAGGUUUCAUUUUAUGAGGAAGAACGGAAUAUAUUAUCUCAGAGCACAAGUCCUUGGAUCCCCCAGUUACAGUAUGCCUUUCAGGACAAAAAUAACCUUUAUCUGGUCAUGGAAUAUCAGCCUGGAGGGGACUUGCUGUCACUUCUGAAUAGAUAUGAGGAACAAUUAGAUGAAAAUAUGAUUCAGUUUUACCUGGCUGAACUGAUUUUGGCUGUUCACAACGUUCAUCAGAUGGGAUAUGUACAUCGAGAUAUCAAACCCGAGAACAUACUCAUUGACCGAACGGGGCACGUCAAACUGGUGGAUUUUGGAUCAGUUGCUAAAAUGAACUCAAAUAAGAUGGUGAAUGCCAAACUGCCGAUUGGGACCCCAGAUUACAUGGCCCCCGAAGUGUUGACUGUGAUGAAUGGGGACGGGAAAAGUGUCUAUGGGCUGGAGUGCGACUGGUGGUCAGUGGGGGUUAUUGCUUAUGAGAUGAUCUAUGGGCGAUCCCCAUUCACGGAAGGAACCUCAGCCAGAACCUUCAACAACAUCAUGAAUUUCCAGCGAUUUUUGAAGUUUCCAGAUGACCCCAAAGUUAGCAGUGAAUUUCUUGAUCUGAUUCAAAGUCUGUUGUGUGGCCAGAAAGAGAGACUGGAUUUCGAAGGGCUUUGCUGCCAUCCUUUCUUCUCUAAAAUCGACUGGAAUAACAUUCGUAACUCUCCUCCCCCCUUCGUUCCCACCCUCAAGUCUGAUGAUGACACCUCCAAUUUUGAUGAACCAGAGAAGAAUUCGUGGGAUUCAUCCUUUCCGUGCCAGCUGAACCCCUCAGGUUUCUCGGGCGAAGAACUGCCGUUUGUGGGGUUUUCGUACAGCAAGGCGCUGGGGAUUCUUGGUAGAUCUGAGUCCGUCGUGUCGGGCCUGGACUCCCCUGCCAAGACUAGCUCCAUGGAAAAGAAACUUCUCAUCAAAAGCAAAGAGCUGCAAGACUCUCAGGACAAGUGUCACAAGAUGGAGCAGGAAAUGACCCGGUUACAUCGGAGAGUGUCUGAGGUGGAGGCUGUGCUUAGUCAGAAGGAGGUGGAGCUGAAGGCCUCUGAGACUCAGAGAUCCCUCCUGGAGCAGGACCUUGCUACCUACAUCACAGAAUGCAGUAGCUUAAAGCGAAGUUUGGAGCAAGCACGGAUGGAGGUGUCCCAAGAGGAUGACAAAGCACUGCAGCUUCUCCACGAUAUCAGAGAGCAGAGCCGGAAGCUCCAAGAAAUCAAAGAGCAGGAGUACCAGGCUCAAGUGGAAGAAAUGAGAUUGAUGAUGAAUCAGUUGGAAGAGGACCUUGUGUCAGCAAGAAGACGGAGUGAUCUCUACGAAUCCGAGCUGAGAGAGUCUCGGCUCGCUGCUGAAGAAUUCAAGCGGAAAGCGACGGAAUGUCAGCAUAAACUGAUGAAGGCUAAGGAUCAAGGAAAGCCUGAAGUGGGAGAAUAUGCCAAAUUGGAGAAGAUCAAUGCUGAGCAGCAGCUCAAAAUACAGGAGCUCCAAGAGAAGCUAGAAAAGGCUGUAAAAGCCAGCACAGAGGCCACCGAGCUGCUGCAGAAUAUCCGCCAGGCAAAGGAGAGAGCUGAGCGGGAGCUGGAGAAGCUGCAGAACCGGGAGGAUUCUUCUGAAGGCAUUAAAAAGAAGCUGGUGGAAGCCGAGGAACGCCGCCAUUCUCUGGAGAACAAGGUAAAGAGGCUAGAGACCAUGGAGCGUAGAGAAAACAGACUGAAGGAUGACAUCCAGACAAAAUCCCAACAGAUCCAGCAGAUGGCUGAUAAAAUUCUGGAGCUGGAGGAGAAGCAUCGGGAGGCUCAGGUCUCAGCCCAGCACCUCGAGGUGCACCUGAAACAGAAAGAGCAGCACUACGAGGAAAAAAUUAAAGUAUUGGACAAUCAGAUAAAGAAAGACAUGGCCGAUAAGGAGUCACUGGAGAAUCUGAUGCAGAGACACGAAGAGGAGGCCCAUGAGAAAGGCAAAAUUCUCAGUGAGCAGAAGGCGAUGAUCAAUGCUAUGGAUUCCAAGAUCAGAUCCCUGGAACAGAGGAUUGUGGAAUUGUCUGAAGCCAAUAAACUGGCAGCAAAUAGCAGUCUUUUUACCCAGAGGAACAUGAAGGCCCAGGAAGAGAUGAUUUCAGAACUCAGGCAACAAAAGUUUUAUCUGGAGACACAGGCUGGCAAAUUAGAGGCCCAGAACCGGAAGCUGGAGGAGCAGCUGGAAAAAAUCAGCCACCAGGACCACAGCGACAAGAAUCGGCUGCUGGAGCUGGAGACAAGGCUGAGGGAGGUCAGUCUAGAGCAUGAAGAGCAGAAAUUGGAGCUGAAGCGCCAGCUCACGGAGCUGCAGCUCUCCCUUCAAGAGCGCGAGUCCCAGCUUAGCGCCCUGCAGGCAGCCCGGGCAGCCCUGGAGAGCCAGCUGCGCCAGGCGAAGACGGAGUUGGAGGAGACGACAGCGGAAGCAGAAGAAGAGAUCCAGGCACUCACGGCACAUAGAGAUGAAAUCCAGCGCAAAUUUGAUGCCCUUCGUAACAGCUGUACUGUAAUCACUGACCUGGAAGAGCAGCUAAACCAGCUGACAGAGGACAACGCCGAGCUCAACAACCAAAACUUCUACUUGUCCAAACAACUCGAUGAGGCUUCUGGCGCCAGCGAUGAGAUAGUGCAGCUGCGGAGUGAAGUGGACCAUCUCCGCCGCGAAAUCACUGAGCGAGAGAUGCAGCUCACCAGCCAGAAGCAGGCACAACUCAGUGGUACUGAUUUGCAGACGAUGGAGGCUCUGAAGACCACGUGCACGAUGCUGGAGGAGCAGGUCAUGGAUUUGGAAGCCCUGAAUGAUGAGCUGCUGGAAAAGGAGCGGCAGUGGGAGGCAUGGAGGAGUGUCCUCGGUGAUGAGAAGUCCCAGUUCGAGUGUCGGGUUCGAGAGUUACAGAGGAUGUUGGACACUGAGAAACAGAGCAGGGUGAGAGCUGAUCAGCGGAUCACCGAGUCACGCCAAGUGGUGGAGCUGGCGGUGAAGGAACAUAAGGCCGAGAUUCUCGCCCUGCAGCAGGCUCUCAAGGAACAGAAGCUGAAAGCCGAGAGCCUUUCUGACAAGCUCAAUGACCUGGAAAAGAAGCAUGCCAUGCUUGAAAUGAAUGCCCGAAGCUUGCAGCAAAAACUGGAGACUGAACGAGAGCUCAAGCAAAGGCUUCUGGAAGAGCAAGCUAAAUUACAGCAGCAGAUGGACCUGCAGAAGAAUCACAUUUUCCGUCUGACUCAAGGACUACAAGAAGCUUUAGAUCGGGCUGAUCUGCUGAAGACAGAAAGGAGUGAUCUAGAAUAUCAGCUAGAAAACAUUCAGGUUCUCUAUUCACAUGAAAAGGUGAAAAUGGAAGGCACUAUUUCUCAACAAACCAAACUCAUAGAUUUUCUGCAAGCCAAAAUGGAUCAACCUGCUAAAAAGAAAAAGGGUUUAUUUAGUCGACGGAAAGAGGACCCUGCUUUGCCCACACAGGUUCCUCUGCAGUACAAUGAGCUGAAGGUGGCCCUGGAGAAGGAGAAAGCUCGCUGUGCAGAGCUAGAGGAGGCCCUCCAGAAGACACGCAUUGAGCUCCGGUCUGCCCGCGAGGAAGCUGCCCACCGGAAAGCCACAGACCACCCCCACCCGUCCACACCAGCCACGGCGAGGCAGCAGAUCGCCAUGUCUGCCAUCGUGCGGUCGCCUGAGCACCAGCCCAGUGCCAUGAGCCUGCUCGCCCCGCCGUCCAGCCGCAGGAAGGAGUCUUCAACUCCGGAGGAAUUUAGUCGGCGUCUUAAGGAGCGCAUGCACCACAAUAUCCCUCACCGAUUUAACGUGGGACUGAACAUGCGAGCCACCAAGUGUGCCGUGUGUCUGGAUACUGUGCACUUCGGACGCCAGGCAUCCAAAUGUCUUGAAUGCCAGGUGAUGUGUCAUCCCAAGUGCUCCACGUGCUUGCCAGCGACCUGCGGCCUGCCCGCUGAAUACGCCACACACUUCACCGAGGCCUUCUGCCGUGACAAAAUGAACUCCCCAGGUCUCCAGGCCAAGGAGCCCAGCAGCACCUUGCACCUGGAAGGGUGGAUGAAAGUGCCCAGGAACAAUAAACGAGGCCAGCAAGGCUGGGACAGGAAGUACAUUGUCCUGGAAGGAUCUAAAGUCCUAAUUUAUGACAACGAAGCCAGAGAAGCUGGACAGAGGCCGGUGGAAGAAUUUGAGCUGUGCCUUCCCGACGGGGACGUGUCUAUUCAUGGCGCCGUCGGUGCUUCGGAACUCGCAAACACAGCCAAAGCGGAUGUCCCGUACAUCCUGAAGAUGGACUCGCACCCGCACACCACCUGCUGGCCUGGGAGAACCCUCUACUUGCUAGCCCCCAGCUUCCCUGACAAACAGCGCUGGGUCACCGCCUUAGAAUCAGUUGUCGCAGGUGGGAGAGUUUCUAGGGAAAAAGCAGAAGCUGAUGCUGCCCGUGACUGUGUUUCCUACGACCUUCUGCCCCUGUGGGUUCAGAAAUUGCUUGGCAACUCCCUGCUGAAACUGGAAGGUGAUGACCGCCUAGACAUGAACUGCACACUGCCCUUCAGUGACCAGGUGGUGUUGGUGGGAACUGAGGAAGGGCUCUAUGCACUGAAUGUCUUGAAGAACUCCCUGACCCACGUCCCAGGGAUUGGAGCCGUCUUCCAAAUUUAUAUCAUCAAGGACCUGGAGAAGCUACUCAUGAUAGCAGGAGAGGAGCGGGCUCUGUGUCUUGUUGACAUAAAGAAAGUGAAACAGUCUCUUGCACAGUCUCACCUUCCUGCCCAGCCAGACAUCUCGCCCAACAUUUUCGAAGCUGUCAAGGGCUGCCACUUAUUUGCUGCUGGCAAGAUUGAGAACGGGCUCUGCAUCUGUGCUGCCAUGCCCAGCAAAGUUGUCAUUCUCCGCUACAACGAAAACCUCAGCAAGUACUGCAUUCGGAAAGAGAUCGAGACCUCCGAGCCUUGCAGCUGUAUACACUUCACCAAUUACAGUAUCCUCAUUGGAACCAAUAAAUUCUAUGAAAUUGACAUGAAGCAGUAUACGCUUGAGGAAUUCCUGGAUAAGAAUGACCAUUCCUUGGCACCCGCAGUGUUUGCCUCCUCUUCCAACAGCUUCCCUGUCUCGAUCGUGCAGGUGAACGGUGCAGGGCAGCGGGAGGAGUACCUGCUGUGCUUCCACGAAUUUGGGGUGUUCGUGGACUCUUACGGGAGACGUAGCCGCACAGAUGAUCUCAAGUGGAGUCGCUUGCCUCUGGCCUUCGCCUACAGAGAACCUUAUCUGUUUGUGACUCACUUCAACUCACUCGAAGUAAUAGAGAUCCAGGCACGCUCCUCUCUGGGAACCCCUGCCCGAGCGUAUUUGGAAAUCCCCAACCCACGUUAUCUGGGUCCUGCGAUUUCAUCGGGAGCGAUUUACCUGGCUUCCUCGUACCAGGAUAAACUGAGGGUCAUCUGUUGCAAAGGAAACCUGGUGAAGGAGUCUGGCACUGACCACCACCGCCCUCCCUCCACCUCCCGCAGCAGCCCCAACAAGCGUGGCCCACCGACGUACAACGAGCACAUCACCAAGCGUGUGGCCUCCAGCCCGGUGCCGCCCGAAGGCCCCAGCCACCCCCGAGAGCCAAGCACACCCCACCGCUACCGGGAGGGGCGCACGGAACUGCGCAGGGACAAGUCCCCCGGCCGGCCCCUGGAGCGGGAGAAGUCCCCCGGCCGGGUGCUCAGCACGCGGAGGGAGCGCUCGCCCGGGAGGCUGUUUGAAGACAGCAGCAGGGGCCGGCUACCUGUGGGCGCUGUGCGGACCCCACUGUCCCAGGUCAACAAGGUCUGGGACCAGUCUUCAGUAUAAAACUCAGCCAGAAAAACCAACUCCUCAUCCCAGUCUGCAGGAGAACAACCAAACUGUGGAACUCUGCUUAGGGGGACCCCAGCGCCCAUCUGCUCGGUCACCCCGUGGCCCAGCUGGGCUCAGGCCCACCUCAGCACGGACACCCCCGUCUCUGGGAGGCGCAGGCGGAGGAGGCUUCCAGGAGCUGUCGGCACCCCUUCCGACGCCUUCCUGCAGUCAUCCCCUUUGCACUUUGUUACUCUUUCAAAGCAUUCAUAAACUUUUGUACCUAGCUCUCGCCUGUACAAGUUCAUCAGAGGAAACCAACCGAGAUGCUAACUACAGCGUUGGUUAGAAUCUUAACUAAUGGGUACUUUAAGAUCCUAGGUUUGGUUGGUUUUUCUUUCCUUUUUUUUUUUCUUUUUUCUUUUUCUCUCUGUUUCUUUUUUCUUUUCAGACGACAGCAUUCUUAAUAGAUUUGAAUAGCAAUGUAUUUCCUGUUGUACUCAGCUUUAGCUAGACCACACCAUCAGGUCUUCGCUACUGAAGCGUGUUGUAGAAGAGUCCCCGUCAGUUUGCUAACCUCCCACACUUCACGCAGGUUCACUCUCAUUUGCGUCCGUCCUCACCGAUGGCCCUGUUUUACCCAGGGUGGCAUCGUAGCCAAAUGUUUACUGUUCUCAUUGCCUUUUAUGGCCUUGACGACUUCCCUUCCCACCAGCUGAGAAUGUACAGAGGUCAUCAGAGGUCACUGGGCCUCAGCUUGGAGGCAGUGACUUGGGGCCAAGGGGCCUCGUGGCACUCUCCUUCCCCACCCCUUGGCAUCACCUCCCGAGCCUGCCAUCCCUGCUUCCCAUGUAGCUUUGGCCAGGAAAGCAUGCAAUAGACUUGCUCUGAGCCCAGCAUUAAUGGGUCUCUGGGUCAGGGAGGGGACCGGGGGCACCUCCCUCAGGUCCGUGAUGGUGUUUUGUUCCCGACUCUGGUAUGGGGCAGAAACCCCGUCCAGGAGUUGUGCAUGGCGGUUCUCUGCAUGUGCUGCCCCCCUGACCUGGCUGACCACCUUGGGUUGCUCUGCCAAUGUAUUACUACCAUACCAUAGUCCCCGUCAAAUCGAUACCCUCUGACGACUUGCCAAAUCACUGGCCACAAUAAGCUGCAGUCUGUAGCACUGAACAAACAAAAAACCAAACUCUCAAGCCUUACGACCAGAGAAGGAUUUCAGCAAACCACCACCUCAAACUCAAUUUCCCCUCCGACCUCCAUGCUUCCCUGCCGACACCCUGGCAGAUGACUCUGUGUUCACACACAGCCCAGCCCUGUUCUACCCCAUGAAACUGUGACUUCCCAAAUGAGCCUUUCCCAGGGGCUAGAGCUAAGACCAGGAAGUUCAAGAAAGAAGCCGCAGCUCAACUCUCCCAGCCCUGCCGAGGCUGGGCAGUCCUCCUUAGGUGCAGUGCGGCUCCUGCUGUUUUCUCUUUGCCCUCUACUAGAGUGUGAAAUUUCUGGCAACUAGCAUAGAACCAAUCUAGAGGAUCUGCAGCUGGCAAGCUAACUAGCGGCCUUAUUUCUGCCUUUAAAUCUCCCACAAGGCAUCUCUCACUUUGGGUUCUCCAGAACUCUUAGGCACGCCUCCAACAGCCACGGCACACCUAGAUAGGCUGAGAGGAGACCUGUUUCCACCACAGCAAGCGAACAUGACCAUGUUUUCAACCCAUGCACCCACAGGUCAGAACACUUUCCAGAUUGCAACCUGACCCAAAUGCUGGCUCCUUCCUGCUCGUCUCUUAACCUAAGUGCUUUCUCCUUUGAAACUCCCACGAACCACCUUGUCGUAGCACCUUUGGCAAGUAUCACGCCUUUGUGUUUUAUGUGUUGCUUGGAGUCUUUGGGGUCAUACUCCACACCCUCCUUCCCCCAGGGCAGAUCUGACUGAAUGUUUGCUGGAGUUUUUGUCUCUCGGUCCACAAGUAUUUGGAAAGGUCACUGAAAAUUGGUCUUUCAGUCUUGGCAUUUCAUUAGGAUCUCCGUGAGAAAUGGGCUCCUUCAGCCCUGGAAAUGUAUAUUGUGUGUCUCAUUUGUGAAAUGCUUCCUGCUUUAGAACUAGCUCACAAGACUGUACAUAUUUACAAGAAACUUUAUAUUCGUAAAAAAAAAAAAAAGGAAAUUGAAUUGGUUUCUACUUUUUUAUUGUAAAAGGUGCAUUUUUCAACAUUUACUUUUGGUUUCGGCGGUGGUAGUUGUGGACAGCCUUCUUCACUGGAGGGUGGGGAGCUCCGUGUGACCACCAAGAUCCCAGCAGGAAAUAGUGUAACACGAAACUGCAGUCAAAAGCUUAUUAGCAUAAGUAAGAUUUUAGGUCUCCAAAAGUACAGGCUUUUUCUUCAUUACCUUUUUUAUUCCGGACACAGAAGAGAUAAAAGAGAACAGUUCAAUAUCCACCUUGAGAGCAAUGAACUUUGUCAUUGAACAAUAGUGAAAUAAAGCAAUGAUCUAAAAUGUU
This is a messenger RNA of Choloepus didactylus (southern two-toed sloth), 8781 nucleotides long. It is a transcript of the gene CIT, whose product is annotated as citron rho-interacting serine/threonine kinase. The record is from RefSeq and is a predicted model, not a curated record. Gene Ontology annotation, biological process: mitotic cytokinesis; actomyosin structure organization; peptidyl-threonine phosphorylation. The coding region runs from base 21 to 6302 and encodes 2093 amino acids. Gene Ontology annotation, molecular function: ATP binding; protein serine/threonine kinase activity. The transcript is spliced from 49 exons. Gene Ontology annotation, cellular component: cytoskeleton; cytoplasm. NCBI's taxonomy places the organism in Eukaryota, Metazoa, Chordata, Mammalia, Pilosa, Megalonychidae.